AUGCAGAUGGUGGUUGAUUUCACUGCCUCAUGGUGUGGACCCUGCCGUUUUAUUUCACCCUUUCUGGCUGAACUGGCCAAGAAGUUUCCUAAUGUCAUGUUUCUCAAGGUGGAUGUGGAUGAAUUGAAGGAAGUUGCUGCUGAAUGGGGUGUGGAGGCUAUGCCAACUUUCUUGUUCCUCAAGGAAGGAAAGGAAGUUGGCAAAGUGGUUGGUGCAAAAAAAGAAGAGCUUCAGCAGGCUGUGACAAAACAUAUGACUACUGCUUCUGCUUCUGCUUGAUGGAGAUGAUUAUUAGUACUACUUUUAUAAUGUUUUGAGGAACUUAUUAUCACAUACAAGCAUCUUUGAUGUGCUGGUAUUAAUCUACACAUCUCUAUGUUGAACCCUAUGUUUCUAUAUCAUUUGAGGAUUUUUUUUAUA
Messenger RNA from Hibiscus syriacus, 420 nucleotides. RefSeq names its product thioredoxin H-type-like. Lineage: Eukaryota; Viridiplantae; Streptophyta; Magnoliopsida; Malvales; Malvaceae. Gene Ontology annotation, molecular function: protein-disulfide reductase activity. Bases 1 to 279 code for a protein of 92 amino acids. The record is from RefSeq and is a predicted model, not a curated record. The transcript is spliced from 2 exons.